This is a messenger RNA of Xyrauchen texanus (razorback sucker), 4300 nucleotides long. Its product is annotated as vesicle-associated membrane protein-associated protein B-like. NCBI's taxonomy places the organism in Eukaryota, Metazoa, Chordata, Actinopteri, Cypriniformes, Catostomidae. Gene Ontology annotation, cellular component: plasma membrane; endoplasmic reticulum membrane. The coding region runs from base 236 to 976 and encodes 246 amino acids. The transcript has 6 exons. The record is from RefSeq and is a predicted model, not a curated record. Gene Ontology annotation, molecular function: FFAT motif binding. Gene Ontology annotation, biological process: endoplasmic reticulum membrane organization.
CAGGCACCCUCUCUCUCUCGCGCAACCUCUGAGUCCCUUCCUGCUGCAUAACAACAGUCGCGAGUGGAUCGGGUAACACUGUAAGCCAUUUCCACAGGCGUGUGGAGUUUUUACCGCAAAUAAAUGUAACUGAAUUCCUCAUUGACAGCGUCAAGCGUCAACUCCGUCACGGUCAGUCACAGCGGACGUCAGCGCAAACGGCAUUUCGCGCUUGAAGCGGCACACCGGUGGGGAGAUGGCUAGGCCAGAGCAGGUCCUGCUGCUAGAACCUCAAUACGAAUUGAGAUUUCGAGGUCCAUUUACAGAUGUGGUGACCACCACCCUAAAACUUGCUAAUCCCACAGACAGAAACGUGUGCUUCAAAGUAAAGACAACUGCACCACGCCGAUACUGUGUGCGGCCAAACAGUGGAGUGAUUGAUGCUGGAACCUCGAUCAAUGUCUCGGUGAUGCUGCAGCCAUUCGACUAUGAUCCAAAUGAGAAAAGCAAACACAAGUUCAUGGUACAGUCACUUCUGGCUCCAACCGAUAUGACCGACACAGAGGGAGUGUGGAAGGACGCCAAGCCUGAGGAAUUGAUGGACUCCAAGCUGAAAUGCGUCUUUGAGAUGCCUUCUGAAAAUGAGAAAACGCAUGAAAUGGACAGCAAUAAGAUCUCCUCCAGUCUUUCAAAGUCAGAAUCGUCCACAUUGUCUAUGAAGUCCAUGAUCAUGGCCUCUAGUCUGGAUGAUGGAGAGGUGAAGAAGAUCAUGGAGGAGUGUAAACGGCUGCAGAUGGAGGUGCAGAGGCUACGAGAAGAGAACAAACAGAUCAGACAGGAAGAUGAUGGACUGCGGAUGAGGAAGAGCCCGGUGAUGUCCGCUCCGCACUCAUCCCAAGCGUUGAGAGUGAAGGAGGAGGGGCUGAGCAGCCGGGUGAUUGCGCUCAUCGUGCUGUUUUUUGUUAUGGGUGUCAUCGUAGGCAAAUUGGCCUUGUAAAAUCCAAGAGGCGAGCGCUACAAGCAUGCAUUGUGGAUGAAACGAAAACAAAACAGACAAGUAACCAAUGCAGAAUUCGUUUAAUCCAAUGCCAUAUCAUUUGGGUAGUUUUGGAUUGGUGAGGUGUUGAAAAUUAAUACAGAGAUCAAGGAAUUUCAUCAAUGUUAUGUGCAAAGGAAAAAAAAAUCUUAAAACAAAAAAAAAAUCUGACCCAGUUCUUGCCUCAAAAUUGUGAAAUCAUUCUGGUCCUCUUCCUUAACCGUUUCUGAGGCUAUUUCAAAUGGAUUACAGAGGUCAUCGAUUUUAACCACUAAAAGUCUCAUAGGGAUUUUCUAACAGUUGUGCUAGAGUGAAUGUUGUUUUAUCACAUAUGUUUUGUUUUCUAUGGAGGUGAGAAGCUGCACAUUUAAUCUGCAUACAAAUGCUUGAUGUCUUUGAAAAGUGUCACACUUUCAUUUAAUUUAAUCAUACCCAAACCUCCUGCAUUAAAACUGCAGUUCGUUGAUGUGUAGUAUAUUUUGAAUCAUUUUUCACCCCCUGAUAAGCUAAACAAUAUUAUCAUGCCGGUUGCUAAAAUAACAUGCAGUUUGUUUAUUCACUUCCAUUCAGUCCAACAGAUAUGUAUGAGUACCAAAAGGUACUAUGAUUUAACAUACAUUUCCUCUGCAAAUCAGAUUUUAAUUUAUGCAAACAUAUGAUUUCACUUAUUUCUCACAGUCUCACCGUUUCAGGCAAUUUAAUGUGUUCACUUGCACUGAUACACUGAGAAUCAUUGUAGAAGGUUGAACGCACCACUUUCAGGAAACGUUUUCGACACUACCACAGAUUCUGAUAAUUGUUUUUCCAGGUGUGAUGUGUUUACUUUUAAGGUUGUUUUUAACAUUUAAACAUCCUGAAUUGACCAUGAGGAAAUGGACUGUUAGUGACUGAUAUUUCAAACUGCUGUUAUUGGGGAAGUGUUGGUGAAACCAUUGGACUGUUCACCUACCCAAGCGCAUUUCUCUGUGAACUGCUCUUGUAACUGCUGUGUUAAGUUAGUAAUGUCUCUGAAACCAUUGCUUCCAAUGAAGCUUUGCACAGACAGAGUUGCCUGUCAUCAGGAUCAAAUAGAUUCACACUUAUUCUUUUUUUUUUUAUUUUUUUGCUAAGGUAUAUGUGCUUGAAUGCAUGGCUCUAUCAAGAGCAAAACAUAAACCUUUAUAUUUUAUUAAGCUGCCCCAUAGGUGAAAACUGCUUGCUCUCUGUAGAUCUGAAUUAAUUUAUUGAUCAAGACGUUUUAUGAUAGAGCAGCUGCUACACGUAAUUUCUGAUGCACUUUGUUCAGAUGUUCUUGUACAUACCAACUAGUCGAAGGUUUCUCACCCUAUAAAAUUUCCAGUUGAAGAUACAACCGUGAGAGUUGAGUUUACCAUCUAGCCCAAAAACACUAACCCGUUAUCAUUCUACCCUCCAAACAUUUUUACAAAGCAUAAUGUACUCACCCCUAUGUUCACGCUGUAUGAUUUCCAUACUUCCAUGUAACAAAAGAUGUUAGGCAGAGUGUCCCGAGUUGCAUUUUGCCAUGCAAUGAAAAUGGAUGGUGAUUAUUAAACUUUCAAGCUCCAAAAAGGAAAAAACAUAAAAGUCCUUCAGUAUAAUCCAAGUCUUCAGAAGCCAAACGAUAGCUUUUUGUGUAGAAAAAAAAUGGAAAUUGAUGUCGUUGUUCACUGAUAACUCCUACCCUAGCUCUCAAAUCUCCUUUGCAGUCGCUUGUAUUCAAACUUAAUUUGUGGCAAUCGGUCAUGCAACAUGAGAAUAAAUGCUGUUUGGUGUCAAACCUGUAGUCUAAUGGCACCAUUUUUGAAUUCACAAGAGUGAAUGAGAUUUGUGAGCUACAUCAGUAGAGGAUUAUCAGUGAAUAACAUCUUAAAUUUCUGUUUGUUCAACACGAAAUAUUGCAUGGCUUUAGACUACUAGACCGUUGAGUGAUCGAGUAAUUUUCUGAUACUUUUAUGCUGCUUUUGGUCCUUUUUAGAGAUCCUUGUAUGAAAAAGAGCUGCUCGUACAUUCUGCCUAGCAUCUUUUGUGUUGCACAGCAGGAAGGAAUUGUACAGAGUGGGAGCCGCAUGAGGGUUGAGUUAAUAAGUUCAUUUUGUGUGAACUAUUUCUUUUGAAAACUUAUACACUUGUGCCCUGGAGGUCUUUUGUGAGUAUUGCAUCUCUUGUACUCUAGCCAUGCCAAACUACACCUCAUUUUCCUACAAAUGCAUGGCUUCAAUAUGCCUUGUUGGUUGUCUGAAAGUGUACACACACUGGUUUAUCUCGCAGCAUAAGGCUUUAAAAACACUCCUGAUGUUUUCUUUCCUGUCCUUUGAUGUUGAAUUGAGUUGUUUUGAUUUAAUUUAUGAAUAAAGCUUUUAUUGCACAAAACUGUUUAUAUUAAGAAAUGCACAACAUAUUAUAAAGAAUGUCAUCUUCCCAUUCAACGGUGCAGUAUGUGAAAUAGCAGAAAUGUCAUCAGAAAAGAGACUCUUCCUCCAGGGGACCAUUUUGUGACCUGAUGUUUAUCCUGGGGAACGUCUUUAACUUUAAUGCCCCCCUUUGAAAAGCUUUGAUUUCAGUUGAUCAUCUUGUUGCAGAUAUUGAAUUUCUAAGAACAGAGGAAAAUAAAGAGACGGUUCACCUAAAAAUGUAAAUUGACCAUUUAUUCAACCUCAUGCUGUUCCAAACCUGUGUGACUUUUUUUCUGUGGCUUACAAAAGGAGAUAUUGAUUGACAACCUCAGUCACCAAUCACUUUCAUUUUAUGGAAAAACAAAAAAAAGAUGCAAUGUAAAUGAAUGGUGGCUGAGGCUAACAUUCUGCCUAAACGUCUCCUUUUCUGAUCUACUGAAGAAAGUCAUACUGGUUAGGAACAAAACCAUUGGUAAUUAAAUGAUGACAAUUUAAAUUUUUGGGUGAACUCUCCCUGCUAUAAAUAUUGUCAAAUGGCAGAACCUUGCUUCAUUACUUUAGGAGAUGUUUGGGGUAUAGUGAUUUUUGGACUGCGGUUAUGUAUACCAUGGGGUAUGAUUGCCAUGGAGAGGGAGGGCUUUGGGGGCCUAUCAGCCAAUCAGCUGGCUCAUAAUUAUACUUAAAAAAAAAAAAAAGGUUAUUAUAGUGCCCCAAACCUUCAUAUAUGAUGUAAACAUGAAGGUGACCAUUUUGUAUGAAUAUAAUUAAAUGAGUCUAACAUGAAAAUUAAGGUUGAUAUUGUUAGUCAAGUAGUCUUUAAUGGUAUAUAAAGAAACCCCAACUUAGUUGGACUAUGUAGCAUCUUAAUCAAUUAAAUCAAUAAAGCCCCAUA